Helianthus annuus (common sunflower) is the source of this 1228-nucleotide messenger RNA. Its product is annotated as alpha/beta hydrolase domain-containing protein 17C. The record is from RefSeq and is a predicted model, not a curated record. Bases 169 to 1065 code for a protein of 298 amino acids. The transcript is spliced from 5 exons. NCBI's taxonomy places the organism in Eukaryota, Viridiplantae, Streptophyta, Magnoliopsida, Asterales, Asteraceae.
GGCUUUAACCAUUUCGCAAUAAAGAUUCGCUUUCUUCAAAACCCAAUUCAAUUUUCCAAGCAAAAUUAAUCAAACCCACAUAUAAAAAUCAUUCCUUUCAUCCCAAUCUUAAACUUUUCCCCCAAAAUCAACAAUCUUGAUGAGUUGGGGUUUUGUUCUUGUUCUUCAAUGGGGAAUGUAACCUCAAAUGUAGCUGCAAAGUUGGCAUUUUUCCCACCAGACCCACCAACCUACGAUGUUUUCGAGGAUGCAUAUGAUUCAACAAACGGUAAAACAAGACUUGUUUUCACAGGAAUUACUGCAGACAAGAAUGUUGAUGUUCAUUUGCUUGAUACAAAGGGCGGGAACAAGGUUGUUGGUACUUUUUGGAAACACCCUUUGGGGAAGAUGACUGUUUUGUACUCUCAUGGGAAUGCUGCUGAUCUGGGUCAAAUGACUGAACUGUUCUUUGAGCUUAGAGCUCAUUUGAAAGUCAAUAUUAUGAGUUAUGACUAUUCGGGAUAUGGAGCUUCCACCGGCAAGCCAUCUGAGAUUAAUACAUAUUAUGACAUCGAGGCCGUCUACAAUUGUUUAAAGAACAAUUACGGAAUCAAGCAGGAAGACUUGAUCUUAUAUGGACAAUCUGUCGGUAGCGGGCCCACAUUACACUUGGCUUCUAGACUACAAAGACUACGAGGCGUUGUUCUACAUAGUGCUAUUCUUUCAGGAAUACGCGUUCUCUAUCCCGUCAAAAUGACAUUCUGGUUCGACAUUUUCAAGAAUAUCGACAAAGUACAGAAAGUCAACUGUCCGGUUCUAGUUAUACAUGGUACAGAUGAUGAUAUUGUCGAUUUCUCACAUGGGAAACAAUUAUGGGAGCUUGCAAAAGAGAAAUAUGAUCCGUUGUGGGUCCAAGGUGGCGGUCAUUCGAAUCUUGAAAGUUUCCCGGAGUAUAUAAGACACUUACGAAAGUUUGUAAAAGCAAUGGAGAAACUUUCCGCAAAGAUGAACAAGCAACGGCUUUCUUCAGUCCCGAGUAUCAAAGAAGUCAAACACAACGGAUGCUUGAGUUUCGGAAGAAGUUGACUAAAAUCUUGUUGACCCGAAUCAAAUCCAUGGUUACAGGACUAAUAGUUGUUUGAUGUGUUUUUAGAAGAAAAAAAAUGGUAUUUAUGCUCCUGCAUUUGACCAUGAUUGUAAUUUAGAAUGUUGAUUUUUUUAUUUUAUUUUAUUUUUAUUUUUAUUUUUA